Molecule: messenger RNA, 2210 nt
Organism: Hylaeus anthracinus
Lineage: Eukaryota; Metazoa; Arthropoda; Insecta; Hymenoptera; Colletidae
Product: pickpocket protein 19-like
Exons: 8
Coding region: 575-2065 (496 amino acids)
Biological process (GO): sodium ion transmembrane transport
Cellular component (GO): membrane
Molecular function (GO): ligand-gated sodium channel activity
Source: RefSeq, a predicted model, not a curated record
CCAUUCCCUAGAGUGCUUUUCUGGACAACACAGCUGUGUCGUCGAAUAGUCUGAUUCCUGCAAAAAAAAAAAAAAAGAAACGUUUCUAGAAACAGAUUUUCUAAAAACGAGAAAUGAACGCGACCUAAGUUUCAAGAUCUAACCGUUUCUAUCUGAUGUUGCGCCAUUGCCUCUCGACUUCAGCGUUAGAAUCUUUGGUAGAAUUUACACUGCACAGAAUCCCGAGGAACCCAAAACCCCGUGAAACCGAAUCGACCGUCGCUCAUAAUAAGUUUCCUCGAUAGAUCUUUUCUCUCCUACCGAGCGAGACUACCGAAAGUACAGAAAAACGUAGAAAAAUGUAUACUUACGUGUCGUACGAAAAUGACGUGUACUGGGGAAAGAAAUCGAUUCGCAUGCUUUUCUUCUUCGAUUUUGAACGACAGAGUAGGCGACGAACUCCGCUAUCUGUUCCAUUAAUCUAUUCCAUUUCGUUCAUAAUUAAUAGUCGCGUGCCGUGAUUUCGCGUGCGCUCGACUCGUCGAAAGAACCAACGAUUCAGUUGUAAAACAACGUUAACCAGCGAGAGUAAGCUAUGUCAAAGAUACCGAAGGAACACGAUUAUUUCUACAAUGAGAUAUUGCCGGAUUUUCGAAUCCGUGAGACAGUCAUCCUGAACGAAAAGAAAUCCGUGCUAACGGACGAUCGGACUCGCGUUGGCAUGCAAACCAUCAAUCCAAAAUCGAAGAGUGGAAAGUACUUUGUGGAAUUCGCAAGCGGUUCGACUAUACAUGGCCUUAAACAUUUGGUGGCGCCUCAUAGACAUCCCAUAGAAAAGAUCCUGGCGGUUCUGUUCAUCUUUGGAGCCCUGCUCUGCUUGAUCUACUUGUCGUUCCUGUUCUGGGAUCGAUAUCAAAACUACGCUACGGUCAUCGUAGUGGACAACGAACGCGACCAGUUCGAAGUAUCAAAGCCGGCUCUAUUUGUUUGCCCGGUGCCGAAUGUAAACGACAGCAAGCUCCCAGAUGUUUUCAAAAAGCACGGUGUCGAGCACACUUCGGAAGCGGAAGAGUUCUUCACCUUCCUCGCCAAUGUCAAUUACCAAACCAUGUCCCAAACACCUAACUUCGACAAGGUACCGCCAAACAAGUGGUUGGGCAUUCUUUACGAUUUGCGAAGAUACCUUCCGCGUAACGUCGGUAACGAAGAGGAUCCUUUAGAGGCAUGGGUAGUGACGGAAAGAGGCUUCUGUUUAGCGAAGAGGAACGUCUUCGCGGUCUACGCUACGUACGAGUAUUGGAUGAGCAACAAUUGGACCGUCGUUCCUAUACCUACCAACGUAUCCUACUAUGAUCACAACGACGACCGUUUGCAAACCUCCGUUUUCGCAAUGUACAUAGCGUUGCUGGCCGUAUCCGAUCCUUUCGAAGUGUUACUGUACGACGUUCCCACGACGAAGAUCGUGCCGCAAUUGUUGCAGCGAUUGAUCAUGUCAAUAUCCGCGAUCAAGACGGACCCGACCGUCAAAGAGCUACAGAUCAGUCAAAGAAAAUGCAAAUUCCACAACGACGGUGGUUUAAAAACGUGGCCGGUCUACACGAGGAACAUGUGUAAGAUGGAGUGCAGGAUGCGAGUGAUAGAAGACCGUUGCAAAUGUCGGCCGCAUUUUGCCAGGCCUAUAGAAGGCGUGAACGUAUGCAACGCGGAGCAGCUACGUUGUAUCGGUAAGAUAACAAAGGACCUCUUCUUAUUCGAACAUACACCGUAUUUCUGUGACUGCGAUCCAAAUUGCGACCUUGUUACAUACCAGAUAUCGGAGAAAGAUGUCAACGAACUGAAUCAAGUGCCGACCAACUCGUCGUUUGUUAAUUUAAUCGUCGAACUGCCUCAAAUCGUCUAUCAUCGGUCGCUGAUGUUUGGAUUUACCGAUUUCUUAACUGGCGUUGGCGGUGCCGCUGGAUUAUUCCUGGGAGCAAGCGUAUUAUCCUUCGUGGAGAUCAUUUAUUACGGCACGUUCCAUAUAUGCUUCUACCUGAAACGAGUGAGCCGAAGUUACAACAAAGAUAAGACAGUUAAUUUAUCUUAAGCAACAAGUAAACCAUCUUUCUUUUCUUCUACUGGGAAAAAGUAAUACAAAUGAAUGAAAGGUAUUUAAAAAAUAUUGUGUUUAUUUCAAAACAAGUUGCAUCUUCCUGACAAUACACGAUGUAAAAUAAAUAUCGUCACAUACA